ACACCGUACUUUCAAGGUAGUGAAUCCACUGCUCCUGAGACUGUGUGUGUGUGUGCAUCUAAGUGUGCGCGCGCCUAAUGGUGGUGAACCAGAGGAAAGUUUAACAGAAAAGCUUUCAAGAGAUGUGGGAUGAAGAGAGGGAGGCACAUUUGUGUCAACACAGCGUACGCUUUCUCAUCUCUCCUCAUUGUGCGCUAAUGACACUGAGCAGUCACCCAGGCUCUUGGCUUUUGUUUGUUUUACAGAGUGUGGAUGCGAGCUUUAUUGUUAUCUUGGAGAUAGGAAGAAAGUGGGGCUUUGGGUCAUUUGUCCUACUGCAAGUCUGCAUGCUUUAUUACAAGACUAGUCUACCUUGACUUUUUUUAAGUAACUUUUAGAACAGAGAUCCCACUGGAAUUACCUCUUUUUGGCAAUGCUAUUGUUUAACACAUUAAUGCCUGGACAGUUUUAAGGAAACCACCAGCCCUGACAUAAUGAAUUAACCCAUUCAGUGCUUGAGAGGUUUGUUAUUGAGGCAUUAAGCUUAGGUUUCAGACAUGAAAUUAUUCACCUCUUGAGUAUUGUUAUACUUUGUACGUUUCCCUUUUGUCAUUUACCUUUGCAGUUGCUUCUGUGUUGGAAAGCUUUGUUUCAGUUUCAGUCCAUUCAGUGUAAAGAAAAGUCUGUUUUGUUUUGCUUUUUGUCUUUGUGGAAUUAGAAGAAGGAAGAACACCCCACUAUAGCUUCUAACAGCGAAAGUGUGAAAAUAAUGACAAGUGCGACAGAUUCUGCACGCAUAGAGAAACGCAUGCUUUCCGCUUCUUUAUUUGUAAAGCUUUUUUAGAGACAGAUUGGUAGGAUAAUUCCAAAUUGAUUGUUAGCACAUACAAUUGGCUAUAUUUUACUCAGGAUUCUCUUGUUUUUUUUAAGCUGUUGAAGAUAAAACAAUGAAGGACAGAAGCAGCAGGAGUGGCACAAUCAGAAGAGGCAGAAGUGGAUGUGAGAGAAAGAGACACUCAGAGAGAGACAACAAGAGGGCAAGAGACCAGGCAUUCAGAGACGUGUGUCCUGACAACCCCAUGCAGUUCGGAACGAGGACGCCGGCAAGCGAGCCCGGGUACAUGGGGGCAUGGCAGAACUGUGAUGCAAACCUUCUCUUCAGAAUGUCCCAACAGGCCAUCCGAUGUACACUUGUAAAUUGCACUUGCGAAUGUUUCCAGCCUGGGAAGAUUAACUUAAGAACCUGUGACCAGUGUAAACAUGGCUGGGUGGCCCAUGCUUUGGACAAGCUCAGUACUCAACACCUCUACCACCCUACACAAGUUGAAAUUGUACAGUCCAAUGUGGUGUUUGACAUUAGCAGCCUUAUGCUGUACGGUACACAGGCUGUGCCUGUGCGACUCAAAAUUCUCCUGGACCGGCUUUUCAGUGUCCUGAAACAGGAAGAGGUACUACAUAUCUUACAUGGUCUGGGAUGGACAUUACGGGACUAUGUCCGUGGAUACAUACUUCAGGAUACUGCUGGCAAAGUCUUUGACCGCUGGGCUAUCAUGUCAAGGGAGGAGGAGAUUAUCACACUUCAGCAGUUCCUCAGGUUUGGAGAAACCAAAUCCAUUGUGGAGCUCAUGGCCAUUCAGGAGAAAGAAGGGCAGGCUGUGGCUGUGCCCUCUUCAAAAGCAGACUCUGAUAUAAGAACUUUUAUUGAAAACAACAACCGCACCAGGAGCCCAAGUGUUCUCUCACAUCUGGAGAACAGCAACCCUUCCAGCAUUCACCACUUUGAAAACAUGCCCAACAGCCUUGCCUUUUUGCUUCCAUUCCAAUAUAUCAAUCCAGUAUCUGCUCCUAUGCUUGGAUUGCCUCCAAAUGGCCUCAUGUUGGAGCAUCCAGGACUGAGGUUGUGUGAACCCGGCAAUUCAAAUCAAAAUGAAUGUGAAGAGACGAGUGAUUCUGAAGUCUCCCCAAUGCCUUACAGUAGAAAUGAGCAACCACCUAGCAGAAAUGCCUUGAGUAGCAUCACAAAUGUAGAGCCAAAAACAGAGCCAAGCAAUGCCUCUGCCUCUGAACCUACUACACCAGUGAAUGAGCUAAAUAAAUCUGAACACACCAAAACUUCCUUCAAGAUUCACAGAAUGAGAAGGAUGGGUGCUUCAUCAAGGAAAGGCAGGGUAUUUUGCAAUGCCUGUGGCAAAACUUUCUAUGACAAAGGAACUUUAAAGAUCCACUAUAAUGCGGUUCAUCUUAAGAUUAAACAUCGAUGUACCAUUGAUGGCUGUAAUAUGGUUUUCAGCUCCCUUAGAAGUCGCAAUCGGCACAGUGCAAACCCAAAUCCCAGACUACACAUGCCAAUGUUAAGGAACAAUAGAGAUAAAGAUUUAAUUCGUGCAACAUCAGGGGCUGCUACACCUGUAAUAGCAAGUACAAAAUCCAAUCUAACAUUGACCAGCCCUGGUCGACCUCCCCUGGGUUUUUCAACCCCUCCUCUUGACCCUAUAAUGCAAAACACACUUUCCAAUCAGCUAGUAUUUCCAGCUUUAAAAACUGUACAGCCUGUUCCUCCUUUUUACAGAAGUCUAUUAAACUCUGGAGAUAUGGUAAGCCCACCAACAUCACUACCUACUAGUCCAGUAAUGCCAUCAUCUUUAGGAGUGGAACAGACUCUUCCUUCUUUCCCAUCUCUACCUCCACAAUCAGAGUUAUCAGGGUCUGUGACUGGUAUAGCAACACAUGAUUUCAAUACAGACCAAGCACCUAAAAAGAAACCCCGUAAGUCUAGCAUGCCUGUUAAAAUUGAAAAGGAAGUAAUUGAUACAGCUGAUGAGUUUGAUGAAGAAGAUGAAAAUAUUGACCAUGGUCCAUCAAUAAAUGACAUUGGUCAUGACGGCCAUUCACAAGAUGAUAUGAGUCCUGGAUUGUCUGUGAAUAGUUAUUCAAAAAAUGGUGGAAGCAGGUGUAUUAGGAGGACAGACACAAGGGCCAAUAGUGUAACUUCUGAAGAUCAGGAGCAUGAGAGAGAUUUUGACAAUGAGUCAGAGUCUUCUGAGCUAAAGUUUUGUGAUGAGCCCAUGGAAGAUGACCGUCAUCCUCUUCACAAAGAAAACAUUAUAAGGUCUAUGAUGGACAAUGAUAAGUCAUAUGAAAAUCACAUUGACUGUCAUCAACAAGCUGUUAUUAAGGUGAAAGAAGAGUUUACAGAUCCUGCCUAUGACAUGUUUUAUAUGAGCCACUAUGGACUAUACAAUGGGAGCAGUGCCAGCAUGGCUGCUCUGCAUGAAAGUUUAGCUUCUUCAUUGAACUAUGGAAGCCCUCCAAAAUUCUCCCCAGAGGGUGACUUAUGCUCAAGCCCAGAUCCAAAAAUCUGCUAUGUGUGUAAAAAGAGUUUUAAGAGUUCAUACAGUGUUAAACUGCACUACAAAAAUGUCCAUUUAAAAGAAAUGCAUGUCUGCACAGUGGCUGGCUGCAAUGCUGCUUUCCCUUCAAGAAGAAGUAGAGACAGACACAGUGCCAACAUUAAUCUCCAUCGCAAACUGUUGACCAAAGAACUGGACGAGAUGGGGCUGGACUCCUCUCAGCCUACACUCCGUGAUGAGUUCUUGGCAAAGAUCUAUGGUGGUCAGCAUCCCAUGGGGCUUGAUGUUAGAGAAGAAACCACAUCUCCAGUCGGAACAGAGGAUUCCCACAUCAAUGGCUAUGGACGAAGCCUAGCAGAAGACUACAUGGUCUUAGAUUUAAGCACGGCAUCAAGUGUCCAGUCCAGCAGCAGCAUCCAUUCCUCUAGGGAGUCUGAUGUUGGCAGUGAUGAGGGCAUUCUCUUGGAUGACAUAGAUGGGGCAAGUGACAGUGAGGAGUCUUCUUACAAAGCCGAUGCCGAUCCCCAUGUCACUGGACAAAGAUGUGAUCGAAUGGAAUCGUCCAUGUACAACAGCUUUGCAUUGAGCAAUGGUGGGAUAAUGUGCAACAUUUGUCAUAAAAUGUACAGCAACAAAGGGACUCUGCGGGUUCAUUACAAGACUGUGCACUUACGAGAAAUGCACAAGUGCAAAGUUUUGGGGUGCAACAUGAUGUUCUCCUCUGUACGCAGCCGUAAUAGGCACAGUCAGAAUCCUAACCUCCAUAAAAACAUUCCUUUUCAUUCUGUGGAAUAGCUUCUAGAUGGACACUGCAAAUCCCAUCUCCGGCAAGGGACACACAUGAACUGCUCCAUAUUUAUAUAUAUAUAAACGUACAUAUAUUAAAAUGUAUAUGUAUGUUGUAUAUCUAUAUAUAAAAAUCUAUAUAUAUAUUCUUUUUUAACUAAAAGGUAAAAAAAAAAACUACAAAACACUAGGUGCUUUUUUAUUUUCAAUUGGGGAUGAAAUUACCCUCAAGAGGACUAAAGGAAAAAAAAAAAUAAUCACAACAAACUUGCAGUCAUUUAACCCAUUUUGUUAUGGAAUGAAGUCCUUGAUUAUCUCCAGAGAUAGUGUCUUAAUAUACCAGUGACUGUUGCUUGCAAAAGAAAAUACAAAAUGUAAAAAAAAAAAAAUAUCCCAUACUUGUUUUCCACUGGUCAGUGUGUAUUCUGGGGGAAGACUCAAACAAGCAUGGCAGGUCUGCCUGUAAAUAUGAAGCUACAAGGGGUGGACAUUAAUUAACAAUUGUCUCAGUGGUUGUGGACCUAGGCCUUUUUGCAACUCCAUCCAUACUGUAUGCGGUAAAAAUAGAUGCUUUUUAGCUCUUGCCAUUUAUUUUAACUUUAAUGCACAUUUUGCAACACAAACACCGAAACACAACCAUGUUUUUAACUACCUUCUAGAUUUAGAUUUACCCUGGUGUUGCAUGCUUACAGCACUAACAAUGAAUUGAUAUUCUUUUGUCAUUUAAAAUUAUUUGUGUAAAAGCAGUCAUGCACUUUGUUAUCCAAACACUACGAAGGGAUGUGUAGUCUUAUCCUUUUUUUUAAACCCUUCAGUGCCAGAGGACAUUCCCACCAGGCACCAUAAUACUGCUUGAGGUACUGAAGUAGCUGAAGCCAUUCACUUUAGAUGCUUUGGCAAAAGAGGACAGGUCAGAGAAAGGGCAUGGUUGCCAAAUGAAAAUAAAAGUAUUAAUAGAGUUUUGCAAAAUACUAGAAAGGAAAACUGCCAAGUUUGCACAUGUCAAGUAAAUUUCAUAAAAAUUCUGUUAAGCUGCAAGCCAUAUUUUGUCAGCCUCCAGAAAAAGAUAAAUGUUAAGUAUUACAGAAUAAUAACUUACAGUAGCAUAGAGUAAAAAGAAAAAAAGAUUUUUUUUUUCUGGAAUCCAGAAAAUGCUCAUAUUCAUAUUGCACAGUUAGAAUGUGGGACCACACAUAGUAGCUAGAGCACUUGAUGAUCAGUGAGGUCUAGGGUGGAAAUCUAGGGAGAGUACUCGAUUAUCAUCUUGACUUGUAUUUGUGUUUAUGUGUAUACCGUGGCCAAACCAUGCAGGCAUAAAUAAUAUUUCUAUCUAUCCCAUCAAGUACAGUGUUAAUGGGGUGUUGUAUAUCAGCUGAAUACUUUAUACAGCCACACAAUUAGAAAAGGAUUGUCCACACUGUGUAUAAUUUAUCAUCAUUUUAUAGCUUCUGCCGGUGUAGGACUGACAUUUUUAACAGAAUUAUCCUUAAUAUGUGAUAACAGUUUUUAGCUUCCAAAAGUCUCAGUUAGCUGCUAUAAUACCAUUGAAGGAUGUGGCUUAAUAGGUCAAUUAAAGAAAGCAAAUCACUUUUGAUUAUAAUUAAGAGACACAUAUUUUAUGGGACAACAACAUUCCAAACAACUUUUGAUGAGGUACAAGUCAUUGAAUGCAGGAAAGGUGAACUUAGACUCAAUGUUGGUGAUUUAAUGGGCGCAGGCAGUGCUCGUUGUAGCUAAUAGGCAAUAUAAGGAAUUAUUAGCUGACUAAACACGGGACCCCCUGUUAAAGAGAUCUACCCACAUUACCAGACCAGGAUAAAUAGAUUAUAUUACAUGGCCCUUGAACUGAGUAGAGAUUGUAAUAGAUCCAGCUGUGGUUAGCAAAGUCUUGUGACCUUACUGCUCUGCCAUUGAUCCCCACAUCAGGACACAGAGACCAGAAGCGCCCAUAAUGAUGAUGAAAUCACGUGCUUGACCUCAAAUGGAAACAUUUCUGUUUGCAGUUGGAAAUUAAAAAGGAAGUAUAUCAGAAUAUAAAUGUUUCUAGUUUUCCUGAGGGAUUUUACAGAGAACAACACUUAGAAAUAUAUUACAAAGCGCAAGGCACUUUCUGAAAACCUUUAUAUUUGUUUCCGGUGUUUACGCAUUUCGCCUGAGCUGGUAAGCCACAAUUCCGCUUGCAAGACCACCAACUGUACAAGCAGAAGGAUAUUUACACAAGUUCAUCAUUCUGCCAAACCUAGAGAUUUUUUUAUAAAUGUCGUAGCCUCUUUCUGCCUGUUUUCCACACGAUACCUCGAUAUACAAUAUGAGCUUAUAAAGUUUCUUGUGUAUUACACUAUCUUUCUGCAUCUGUAGUUUCUAAGGCUCUGAAUGUCAUGUUUUUUAGGUUACAGCAUUAGUUUGUUAUAAUUAUCCAUGCCUUCAUUUUUUUUAAUGUUUAAGCAAAUGUCUCAUGUUUGCCAAAGGAAUAUUAUAUGCAUCCUAAUUUUUCUUUUUUUUUGCUCUUAUUUGAUGUAUUGUACAGAGCACUCGUUAUGGAUUCCAAACAUAUGCAUUGCUAGCAGACAAGACAGUAUUUACAUUGACACUGAUUGCUAAAACCUUGUUUUGUUAGCAAAGAACUCUUGAAAAAUGCCCAAAAGGAAUGACCAUUUUUGUUUCUUCCUGGGUGCAUGGUGAUUAAAGACUGAAAAUACUUGUGAAAUCAGUAAAAAAAAAAAGACUUUUUUUUCUUAAUUUAACGUUACAUAUGUCCAACACUAAUGUUUACUGAGAAAAGCUGAGGAAUUUUUUGAUGACCAUUUUUUUUUUUUUUUUUUAAAUUGUCACUGAGUUUCAAGUACUACUCUCGGUUCAAAUGAAUAGCAUUCAGCUUAGUUUUUAUACUGUUCAUGUAUACUGUAUGUGUUUGUUAAAUUGCAACCGGAUUAAGUAAAGUGUACUCUUCUUGCUGAGAUUGUACGUGUGUUGGUGAUAACAUUCCGUUACACUGCCCUUGGCCUGACCUUCAAAAGCUGAAAUGCAAUAUUAUCUUUUAAAAAGAAUACGAACAAUUUUCUCAAAGACACAGUUUUCACUGUAUGAUACAAACAUGUUUUAAUAAUAAAAGAAAAAAAUUGGUGAUA
Molecule: messenger RNA, 7243 nt
Organism: Xenopus laevis (African clawed frog)
Lineage: Eukaryota; Metazoa; Chordata; Amphibia; Anura; Pipidae
Gene: bnc2.L
Product: basonuclin 2 L homeolog
Exons: 6
Coding region: 927-4124 (1065 amino acids)
Biological process (GO): regulation of DNA-templated transcription
Cellular component (GO): nucleus
Source: RefSeq, a predicted model, not a curated record